GGGAGGCGCCCCGGGGCGCGGGCAGCGGCCGCAGCCAUCUUGCGCGCCGGGUGCACCUCGCAGGUCGGGCGGGCGGGCGGGGCAGUUAGGGGCGCGGCCCCGGGACCCCGCCCCGCCGAGGACUCUCGGGAGCGCGGGCCGCGGGCUCACUUCGCCGACACACCGACAGCCGGGAGCGCAGCGGUCUCCUGCAGGCGCCGCGGGUCGGGAGCGCGGUCUCAGCUGCUGCGGCAGAGUCGAGUUUCCAGGGGCUUUGAGGAGAACCCGCCAGGAACCGAAGAUGCCGAAACCAAUCAACGUCCGAGUUACCACCAUGGAUGCGGAGCUGGAGUUUGCCAUCCAGCCAAAUACAACAGGAAAACAGCUUUUUGAUCAGGUGGUCAAGACCAUCGGCCUUAGGGAAGUGUGGUACUUUGGCCUCCAGUAUGUGGAUAAUAAAGGAUUUCCUACCUGGUUGAAACUAGAUAAAAAGGUGUCUGCACAGGAGGUCAGAAAGGAGAAUCCUCUCCAAUUCAAGUUCCGGGCAAAGUUCUACCCCGAAGAUGUGUCUGAGGAGCUCAUCCAGGACAUCACACAGAAGCUUUUCUUCCUCCAAGUGAAGGAGGGAAUUCUCAGCGAUGAGAUUUACUGCCCUCCUGAGACCGCAGUGCUCCUGGGCUCCUAUGCUGUGCAAGCCAAGUUCGGAGACUAUAACAAAGAAACGCACAAGUCUGGGUACCUCAGCUCUGAGCGGCUGAUCCCCCAAAGAGUCAUGGACCAGCACAAGCUCACCAGGGACCAGUGGGAGGACCGGAUCCAGGUGUGGCACGCGGAGCACCGCGGGAUGCUCAAAGACAGUGCCAUGUUGGAGUAUCUGAAGAUUGCCCAGGACCUGGAAAUGUAUGGGAUCAAUUACUUUGAGAUCAAAAACAAGAAGGGAACAGACCUUUGGCUUGGAGUUGAUGCCCUCGGACUGAAUAUUUAUGAGAAAGAUGAUAAGUUGACCCCAAAGAUUGGCUUUCCGUGGAGUGAAAUCAGGAACAUCUCUUUCAAUGACAAAAAGUUUGUCAUUAAGCCCAUCGACAAGAAGGCUCCCGACUUCGUGUUCUAUGCCCCCCGCCUGCGAAUUAACAAGCGGAUCCUGCAGCUGUGCAUGGGCAAUCACGAGCUGUACAUGCGCCGCAGGAAGCCCGACACCAUCGAGGUGCAACAGAUGAAGGCUCAGGCGCGGGAGGAGAAGCACCAGAAGCAGCUGGAGCGGCAGCAGCUGGAAACCGAGAAGAAGAGGAGAGAAACCGUGGAGAGAGAGAAGGAGCAGAUGAUGCGGGAGAAGGAGGAGCUGAUGCUCAGGCUGCAGGACUUCGAGCAGAAAACCAAGAAGGCAGAGAAAGAACUCUCGGACCAGAUUCAGAGAGCCCUGCAGCUGGAGGAGGAGAGGAAGCGUGCACAGGAGGAGGCAGAGCGCCUGGAGGCUGACCGCGUGGCCGCUCUGCGGGCCAAGGAGGAGCUGGAGCGGCAGGCGGCGGAUCAGAUAAAGAGCCAGGAGCAGCUGGCCGCGGAGCUGGCCGAGUACACCGCCAAGAUCGCGCUCCUGGAGGAGGCUCGGCGGCGCAAGGAGGACGAGGUGGAGGAGUGGCAGCACAGGGCCAAAGAAGCCCAGGAUGACUUGGUGAAGACCAAGGAGGAGCUGCACCUGGUGAUGACCGCCCCCCCACCCCCGCCCCCCCCUGUCUACGAGCCGGUGAGCUACCACGUCCAGGACAGCCUGCAGGACGAGGGCGCAGAGCACACGGGCUACAGCGCCGAGCUCUCGAGCGAGGGCAUCUUGGAUGACCGCAACGAGGAGAAGCGCAUCACCGAGGCCGAGAAGAACGAGCGGGUGCAGCGGCAGCUGAUGACCCUGACCAACGAGCUGUCCCAGGCCAGGGACGAGAACAAGAGGACCCACAACGACAUCAUCCACAACGAGAACAUGAGGCAAGGCCGGGACAAGUACAAGACGCUGCGUCAGAUCCGGCAGGGCAACACCAAGCAGCGGAUCGACGAGUUCGAGGCCAUGUGAGGCCAGGACUGGGCUGGGGUGGGGCACAGGGGUGGGGCCUCACAUCUGGGCUUUGUGGGGGGAUCGCUGGCAGACUCCAGAGCUUGUAUUUGUAGUUCUUUAAAUCUAGAACCCCCACCCCCAUCGAAGUCCAGUUCCUUUAAAAUGAGAGUAGUUAUGUCAGCGGGAAUAUUCUGGGGCUGGGAUCAGUGGACGACGCUUCCCUGGUUUAUUUUUCCCAAUUGUAUCAUUGUGCCAAACAGGCCUGGUUUCAUUAUUACUGUUAUUGAAUCACCUCCUGGUCUUUGCCUACAGCAGGACUGAAUUAAGGAAAGAUGCCUGUAAAGUCCGUGCUGGCAUGUGUGAUACAAGAUUCCCUGUAAUUAAAACCACAUCGUGGCUUAUAUUCUGUGCCAUACUUUUUUCUGUAUUUGAAAUUAGCUCAAGUUGAUCUUUGAUUUCCAUGAAGGAUCCAUCUUUGUAUAUUUGUUGUUUGAGGGGUGAAAAUUAUCUCGAAAACCGAGUCUAAAGCACUCACACGCAGUGCACACACUGAUUUUUCUUCCUCCCCUCCUCCAGUUCGGGAUCAACAGGGAGGACACUCCAGUCUUAGAUGAACUUUUGUUUUCUUGCUUAACAGAGGGCUACCUUGUUGGACUCACACCAAUUAAUGAUCAGCUGUUGGGAAUAGUAUUUAUAUAUGUGACAGUAUGGGUUUGUAACAUUAGUUUUACAAAGGGAAAGUUUCAUUCUGUAUAUUUUGUUACCUUUUACAGAAUAAAAGAAUUACAUAUUAAAAACCAUGCAACCACGGCAGGUGAUGUGACGUGAGGGCAGUGAUGAGGUUGAUUAACUGCUAUAAUCACAUCUGUGAACAUGACUUUUCACUCUGCUCUCUGUGCACGUAACGAACUAUGCACGGCUCGGUUUUCUGUCCGAGCUUCUUGUUUGAAACCAUGCACACAUACUGUUUGGAUAAUUCUGGCCCCAGCUAUGAAGGGACUCUUCCAACCUGGUCCGGUCUCCGUUCCCACAAGGAGAACCUGUUCUGACCUGCCGCUUCCUCGAAAAGUUGUUGAAAUGCCAGGUCUCGCCACCGGUGCCCUGUCACGCUCAGCUGUGUCCUUUUCCUUUCCGGGCAAGAGUCCUGUGCAGAUGAACCCCGCACCACAGAUUGAGAAAUAAAAAGAUGUGCAAGGCAA
Molecule: messenger RNA, 3222 nt
Organism: Leopardus geoffroyi (Geoffroy's cat)
Lineage: Eukaryota; Metazoa; Chordata; Mammalia; Carnivora; Felidae
Gene: EZR
Product: ezrin
Exons: 14
Coding region: 281-2041 (586 amino acids)
Biological process (GO): regulation of cell shape; positive regulation of early endosome to late endosome transport; regulation of organelle assembly
Cellular component (GO): microvillus; apical part of cell; cytoskeleton
Molecular function (GO): actin binding; cell adhesion molecule binding
Source: RefSeq, a predicted model, not a curated record